This is a messenger RNA of Lytechinus variegatus (green sea urchin), 3854 nucleotides long. Its product is annotated as mdm2-binding protein-like. The transcript is spliced from 17 exons. The coding region runs from base 92 to 3169 and encodes 1025 amino acids. NCBI's taxonomy places the organism in Eukaryota, Metazoa, Echinodermata, Echinoidea, Temnopleuroida, Toxopneustidae. Gene Ontology annotation, biological process: regulation of protein ubiquitination; protein localization to kinetochore; traversing start control point of mitotic cell cycle. The record is from RefSeq and is a predicted model, not a curated record. Gene Ontology annotation, cellular component: kinetochore.
AGAUGAGAUAUCGGUACCGUACGGUAGGCGGCGGAUUGAGACUAAAGAAAAUUGUGUUUUCUUCAAAGAUAGUAAAACUUUCAUUUCUUCGAUGGAUUCCUACUACAAAUUUAGCUUGGAGAUCCCAAGAUACAUUAUCGCUUUAAGCUCUGAAUGGCUAGCUGCUGAAGAUGUACAAUUAUUCCAGCACCUGGCCAAGUCCUUAUAUACCAAUGAGGAAAGAAGCAAUCACUCACCUACACCUGAGCAUUCUGGGAGGAAUACCAAUGAAUCUUCCUCUGGACCUGAAUCAGUCAAACAGACACCAAUCGAUAACGUGUGGAUUAACAUUGUCGUUCCUGAAUACGGGGAGUCAUCAGAACCAGGCGCUACAGACACCGUCUUUCAUUCAGGAUGGAGUAGGGUGCAUGAACAGGAUGUUGAGGUCGAUGAUGACGGCCAGCAGGUUGUUUUUGCUGACAUGAGAGAGAAGUUUGGGAAGGCGAGAAGUGACAUGGAAAGUCUUUCAGUGACUAAAAUGAGAGAGUACACAGGAAUUGUGGCAUCUAAACUGGACAAGAUUGCAGAUGAACUCCCUGUUGGAGGUUAUCUCCUUGAUGUUGUUUGGCUCAUGCCCACCAGUACUGACUUUCCCAUCCUGGAACGUCCAGACGCCUUUCUCUUCUCUGUGCUGCGACGCCUUGAGGUGUGGCACCACGCCCGCAUCAACAUCAUGCUAGGGAAGGGUAUGGAGGGGCAAGAGCACCCUUCCCUGACCCAUUGGAAGACAUUCAUAGAGAGCAAGGUGGUGGAGUUGAGGUCGUCAGAUGGCAAGGAUGCCAACGUGGAUGACAUCUUGUCAGAAUCGGGCUCUCUGGCUUGGCAAGGCCAGGUCAAAUACAUAUCAAGUCGAGGUACAGCCUUUCCUCCAUGGCCAGGGUUCAGUCUACAUCGUCUUGCUGAUGACAGCCAUAGAUCAGAGCCUUUCAUUGAGAUUCUUAAUCCUAGUGCUAAUCCUCAGCAAGACGUCACUGGAAGCCAGCCAUCGAUGGAUGAUUCUUUUGUCUCAUUAUCAAAUCAUGAGUUAAAGUCUAAGUAUGUUGUGAAUGAAACACUUGAGUUCAUCCAUCUUGCCAAUCUACAUGAGAUCCCAUCCUGGUUUAUCCUACCUGGAAAGUUUGAACUACGCCUGAAAGAUAAAGAAAAACGGCAGCGCUUCUCCCGGUCUAAGUUCUGGAUGCAGUACCUGACCCAUCGAUUGCCUGGUGAUGGUCAAGGUGCUAUAUGUCAGUUAAGCUGUCUUGAAGUAGAAGGUCCUGUUCCAGAGGCUCAGAAUGCUGGACUAAGUACCCAGAUUUGGACCAAUGGCAUCACAAACAACCCUCUAAAUCCUACUGUUCCCAAUGUGCAAUUGAAAGGUACUCGGCAUACAUUCUUCUUUCUGGUCCACGGGGAUAGGAGGGGAAGGUGUAUUGCUUUGCCUCUUGUCUCCCCAUUUAUGUUGAAUGGAGCAGCCCAUGCUUUAUUAGCUUGUCAUGAAGAAGAGGAACGUUCCAGUGACGCUGAAGAAGAAGAUCAAUCAGCCAGGGAGGUACUUGAUUCCCUUCCAACCGUCAGUGGUCGUCGGCUUCGUGAGGAGGAGGAAGAACUGGCCAAGAUGCAAAUCAAAGCCCUGGCAAUGGUUAUUGAGAAAAUCCGCUCUGAAGGUCUUGAGAUCAACGUGACACCAUCUCUCCUCAUCUUCCUCUUCAACUACAUGAGGAAGGUGUUCUAUGAAGGUUACAGUAUUGAUGAGAACAGAUCCAGCCCAGCAAGUCAAAGACCAUCAACGGACACUCCAGAACAAAGACCGCCCCCUGAGGCAGAAAGUAGAAAUGAACAGGAAGCAAUGGAUGUUGAGAGGAGAGAUGAGAGUGGUGUGGCAGAAGCUGAGAAUGCAAGUGAGCCUAGACCAGCUAGGAUAGACCUGAGGACCUUACCAACAGAAUUAACACAGAGCCCCUCCCAAUGGGUUGAGAGACAGGCCUUGCAGAACCGGGAAUCGAUUGCCAAUCGCUUAAGAAGAAUCCGAUCAGAGGAUCUAACCUUAGCAGGAUUUGCUGUACCAUCCACAGACAGCAACACAAUCACCUUGAGUGCCAAAGAGUUCCGUAGUCAUUUCAAACCCAACGGUCAGCCCAAGCGGGAUGACCUGGUCAUUGUCCCACCCUCUGGUGUCAGGCAUAGUCCAAGGACGAGGUCAUCGGUAGCUGGUCAUCAUAACAACGGACCAACAGUCCAGGAACUGAUGCAGACAGAGUUCUCAGAUUCACUUAAACUCAAGUACCAUGGUAUCAAUUACUGCAAAGAGAAACCUGAUUCUCAGAGCAUAGACCAGAAGAUGAUGCGUCUUCAGCAGCGAUGUAUCCGUCAAGAGAUGUCUUGUACGUUCACCUCUCAUCAUCAUUCUACUCUGGCUAUCAAGACCAAGAGGAAACACUCAGACUCACCAAGCACACAACAGUCAAAGACAAGAAAGCUCUCUCCAUCUGCCAAAAAGAAGUCCUCCCAAAGCACUCCUAAGAAAAGAAUCAUGCCUGGUAGGACAGCUAAAACACCUCAGAAGGUUGUGGGUUCAACACCUAAGAAGGGCGCAUCCACACCCAGGUCAAGAAAGAAAAGGGCUAGGAUAUCAACCUCAGGGGGGCUUACUCCAAAGAGACUUAGGCGGUCCACCCCUGUCAAAUCGACCAAACCUGAGGAGAUGACCUCUCCUCGGCGGUCAGCCAGGAAGCUUGCGAAGGAUCACCAUCCUGCCACCAUCACCACCUCCUUCACCUCUCCAUCUACCUCCACCACCCAUCAACCCUCAUCAUCAUCAUCAACACCAUCUAAGAGAACUCAGAAGCAUGCCAAAGAUACUGUCAAGAGCGCGGAGUCCAAGAAAGCAAGGACGUCUUCUGUGUCGAGAUCAGAGAAGCAUAAAAUGAAAUUACGUUCCAUUGUUGAGCAGACUCUAGCAGCCAAGGGGAUUGAUUCUAGUCAUGUGUGCUAUAAACCUUGUGUUACAAGACUAUAUACACAAACUAAGAUGUUUGUAAAGGAUCUGAAGUCAUCAAAGGGUCUGUAUGAUGAGAUGAGGAAGGUUGCUGAAGCCAAUGCUGACUUUGUAAUCACCUUUGAACAGAAUAGAGUAGCCACAAAAUCAUGAUCAUUGUCCUUUACACAGAUCAAGUAGUACAUUGUUAUAGUUUUUUUCUUUGAGAGAGAAAGAUGCAACAAGAAAUAGGUUCCUUUGUGUGUUCAAAAUCUUUUAGGUGAGCAUUUCACGAUGGUAUUCGGUAGAUAUUUCAGAGGGUGUAUAUAGAGAAGGUUGUAAUCCAGAUUUGAAUUAAAGUCAAUCAAAGAUUGAUAGAACAUCUCAUUAACUCUUCACUGUCAUAUUUCCUGCACCUCUAUCAUAAUGCAUGACUCCUCCAAUUAGGCGUUGAAGACAAAUUGUACAAGCUCCAUUUUAUUCCAAGUUUUGACAAGUAAGACUACAAUAAAACUUUCACUGAGGCUUGCUUCAGCCGAGUAUUGUAUUUGACCAUGGACCAAUAAUAUUCUUCAAUAAUAUUCUUAUAUAUUAACCUUCUAAAUUUGGAAAAUCUUUAUUCCUGCAUGGUUUAAGCUACCGAAACUCUGAUAUCUGACUGGCAGACAGUAUUUCUGUGAAGAAAAUAGUGAUACUGACAGUGCUAAUCACAUUCCUAUCAACUAUCAUUAUUAAAAUGGACAGUCUUUUGGUGAAAGAGAGCCACUUCAACCAGUGUCCAUAUUUUUGUUGAAAUUUAGAUUUUAGCAAACUACCUGUAUACCCUAAUCAAUUAUUGGAUGCUUUGUUAAUCUUUUAA